CGUUCUUUGUUUCAGCUAAAGACAUCUUGAUUCGAUCCACUCAAUUGUCACGACGUUUCAAAGGUGACAGAUGUCAAGGUUUGUCGGUGGUGAUCUUUGAUGAUGAGGAUGAUGACCAUUCGAGAUUGCGAUGAUAUCGUAAUGCUGGAUGGAUGAUUACGUCCGUUCGAAUCUCUUUCGGCGUGUUUUUGUGUGUGUGUGUUAUGCGUGAGCGCGCGCAUUCGCUCGUUAAAUAGCCAGCAGAAAAUGUAGUUUCGUCUGGGUCUGGUGCUGUGCUGUGACGGGCAGUAGUCAUUCAGUAAAAGUGCGCGGCAGAAGGAGGACAGUGUUCCGCGACGUUCAUCAAGCGAAACAGACAGAUAGAAGAGGAGGACGAACGAGUUCGAGUAAACGUAAGACACUCGCACACAGGUAUAUAUAUACAUACAUAUCGAGGUGUCAAAACAACAAGAACGGACGACGAUGGCUUCGAACGAGGAAUGCUUCUUCGAGGGCGUCGAGAAACUCCUGGAGAUCUGGUUCACGACCUCCGAUCAGGCGGCCGGCAAAUCCAACGGGGCCGACCUGCGGAAAAUCCCUAGGAACCAACUCGAAUCUCUGCUGAAAAUUGUGCGGUGCGAGAUAAUCAGCUCCGUGAGAAACGAUCACGUCGACGCAUACGUACUUAGCGAAAGUUCCAUGUUUGUGUCGAAGAGACGUUUCAUCCUGAAGACGUGCGGAAGCACGACGCCCUUACUGUGCUUGGAACGUCUGCUGCUGCUCGUGGAGCAGUACGCAGGCUUCAACGACGUGGAGGAUAUAUUCUACUCCCGCAAGAAUUACAAGAGACCCGAGCUGCAGGUGUCGCCGCACAGCGAUUUCAACCAGGAGGUUGCCCUUCUGGACACGAUGUUCCCGGAGGGAGCAGCGUACUGUUUGGGCGCCGUCAACAGAGACUGCUGGUUCCUGUACACGUUGAACCCACUUCCGCAGACCCCAGCAGCUGUUCUUCCGCCCGGCGUCCAGACCGAGGCCGACCAGACGCUCGAGAUCCUGAUGACCGAUCUCGAUCCAGAGAUCAUGUGCAUCUUCACCAAAGAGGAAUGCCUGAACGCGGCAGAAGCCACCAAGAAAUCUGGAAUAGACAAGAUCAUUCCAAAUAUGAUGAUCGACGAUUACCUGUUCGAGCCGUACGGCUACUCGAUGAACGGCGUUUCAAAAACUACUAACCAAGAUAAUCCACCUGGAUCGUACAUGACCAUCCACAUAACGCCGGAGUCAGAGUUCAGUUACGUUAGCUUCGAAACAAACGUACCUUCCGGAAGUUACCGUGAGACGAUCGGCAAAGUCCUGGACGUCUUCAAUCCUGGAAAGUUCACCAUCACCGUCUUCGCCAAUCAAGCGUCGCAGGCCAGGGAAUUGCCGAAGGAGCUUCACUUCCAAUCGAAGAUCGGCGACUGGAAUCGCAGGGAGAUGCAGGUGUGUCAUUUCAAGAACUACGAUUUGACCUACCUGUUCUACAGCAAGUUCCCGAGCUGAGGGUGUCCAGCCGAGCUGUGCACGUCCACAGCCGAAACCGGUGGCCGACGGCAGGCGGCGCCGUCGGCGUCCGGUCGCAGCCGCUCCGCCGCCCCCACAUCUAGUUGUAGUGAUAGCAGUAGUACCUUUAGUCCGUUCCAAUGUUGCGAUGCGGCCAUCAAACCAGUGCGCCGAAGGCGUUACUACGUGCGACCGCCCCCAGAGACACCGCCACCGCAUCAGACGCACAACGUCUCCGCCCCGGCACGAACUCACCCGAUCCUACCCGAGGCCUUCUCUUUCGACGAUUUCGGGUCUGCUCUGAUCAUGUUCUGCUGGUGGCGCACGAAGAUCUCGUGAGGCUCACCGCAAACUCUCUGAGUAGUUCGACACGCGACCCGACGGUUCCCUUCAACCUAUGAGGGUUAGGGCUCAAAAACAAAACACACACACACAUACAAAACAACAACAAAACACAAUCUCACCAACAAAAUAAGAAAAAAACAUAUUUUAAAAACCCUUCGAAAAAAAGAAUAUAAUUAUUAAAGUGAGUCGCCGUCUGAACUACUCGGAAAGUUUUAAAACAUUGGAUUUUAAAUUUUUUAAAUCAAAACAUGUAUAUAUAUAUCUAUACAUACGUACAUGCAAACUACAAACAAACAAACAAACAAAAAGCAACUACAAUACCAACAUCCUCUCUCCCAACAAAAAAAAAAAACAAAAUUUAACAAACAUUUCGCCAACACAACAAUUCGAUUAAGAAAACAUAAUGAUAACUGUAAUACGCGUAUAAAUAUAUAUAUAUUUCCCAAAUGAAAACAAAAGUUUGAGUUAACAGUAACUAAACUUAUGCGUAAACAAAGAUACAAACAGACAAAAAAAAAAGCUUAGUUAUUAUGUGGUGCAAGAGGAUCUUUGUCUCUCGAGUUUCUUUCUCAAAUAUAAGAAGCGAAGA
Molecule: messenger RNA, 2452 nt
Organism: Nicrophorus vespilloides
Lineage: Eukaryota; Metazoa; Arthropoda; Insecta; Coleoptera; Silphidae
Product: S-adenosylmethionine decarboxylase proenzyme
Exons: 7
Coding region: 463-1518 (351 amino acids)
Biological process (GO): spermine biosynthetic process; spermidine biosynthetic process
Cellular component (GO): cytosol
Molecular function (GO): adenosylmethionine decarboxylase activity
Source: RefSeq, a predicted model, not a curated record